Messenger RNA from Glycine soja, 3546 nucleotides. RefSeq names its product leucine-rich repeat receptor-like serine/threonine-protein kinase BAM3. The transcript is spliced from 2 exons. Bases 241 to 3225 code for a protein of 994 amino acids. The record is from RefSeq and is a predicted model, not a curated record. Gene Ontology annotation, biological process: protein phosphorylation. Gene Ontology annotation, molecular function: ATP binding; protein kinase activity; receptor serine/threonine kinase binding. NCBI's taxonomy places the organism in Eukaryota, Viridiplantae, Streptophyta, Magnoliopsida, Fabales, Fabaceae.
UGAAUGUGAAGGAGGAAAAGUGUUAAGGGAAGAGAAAGAAAGAAAGAGAACAUUGGAUGCUGUUAGUUUUGUUAUGUUAGCUUUCUUUGCUCUUCAUUAGAGAAAUCACCUUAUCAUUCCUGUUAGUGUAUAAUCAGUUUAACUUUUUAAGGUCUACGAAAUGUUGUCAUUGCUAUUUCACUCUCAUAGUGUAUUUGGUUCCUUUCAUAUCCUACUCCUCUAAACCAUUCUUCCUCACAAAUGGCUACUACCCUUUCUUCUAUCAGUUUUGUACACUUUUGCAUGCACUUCCUCCUUGUGUGUCUCACUAGUCCUGCAUAUGUUUCUUCACUCCCUCUUUCCCUGAGAAGGCAAGCUUCAAUCCUUGUUUCUAUGAAGCAAGAUUUUGGAGUUGCAAAUUCUUCUCUGAGGAGCUGGGACAUGUCAAACUACAUGUCCCUUUGCAGCACUUGGUAUGGCAUUGAGUGUGACCAUCAUGACAACAUGUCUGUGGUGUCACUUGACAUAUCCAAUUUGAAUGCCUCAGGGUCACUUUCACCUUCCAUCACAGGACUCUUGAGCCUUGUGAGUGUCUCACUCCAGGGAAAUGGCUUCUCUGGGGAGUUUCCAAGGGACAUUCACAAGCUACCAAUGCUGAGGUUCCUCAACAUGUCCAACAACAUGUUCAGUGGAAACUUGAGUUGGAAAUUCUCUCAGCUGAAGGAGCUUGAAGUGCUGGAUGUCUAUGACAAUGCUUUCAAUGGCUCACUUCCUGAAGGUGUCAUCAGUCUCCCAAAGAUCAAGCACUUGAACUUUGGAGGGAACUACUUCUCUGGUGAAAUCCCUCCAAGCUAUGGAGCCAUGUGGCAGCUGAACUUUCUGUCCCUUGCAGGGAAUGAUUUGAGAGGCUUCAUACCAAGUGAGCUUGGGAAUCUCACUAACUUGACUCAUCUUUACUUAGGAUACUACAAUCAGUUUGAUGGUGGAAUCCCUCCUCAAUUUGGUAAGCUGACCAAUUUGGUUCAUCUUGACAUUGCAAACUGUGGCUUGACAGGUCCAAUUCCUGUUGAGUUAGGAAACCUCUAUAAGUUAGACACUCUUUUCUUGCAAACCAAUCAGCUAAGUGGUUCAAUCCCUCCCCAGUUAGGAAACUUGACCAUGUUAAAAGCCCUUGAUCUAUCAUUCAACAUGCUCACAGGAGGUAUCCCUUAUGAGUUCUCUGCACUUAAAGAGCUUACCCUCUUGAACUUGUUUAUAAACAAGUUGCAUGGAGAAAUUCCUCACUUCAUUGCUGAGCUACCUAGAUUGGAGACUCUGAAGCUUUGGCAGAACAACUUCACUGGAGAGAUUCCUUCAAACCUUGGCCAGAAUGGAAGGCUGAUUGAGCUUGACUUGUCAACAAAUAAGCUCACUGGUUUGGUGCCAAAAUCUCUAUGCCUUGGAAAGAGGCUGAAAAUCUUGAUCCUACUCAAGAACUUUCUGUUUGGAUCUUUGCCGGAUGAUCUUGGUCAAUGCUACACACUCCAAAGAGUCCGUUUGGGGCAGAACUAUUUAACUGGGCCACUGCCACAUGAGUUUCUUUAUUUGCCUGAGCUACUACUUGUGGAGCUACAGAACAAUUAUCUUAGUGGUGGCUUUCCACAAUCAAUAACAAGCAGCAACACAUCCUCAAAACUAGCACAGUUGAACCUAUCAAACAACCGGUUUUUGGGGUCUCUUCCGGCCUCAAUUUCAAAUUUUCCAGACUUGCAAAUCCUUCUGCUCAGUGGAAACAGAUUCUCAGGUGAAAUACCACCAGAUAUAGGGAGGUUGAAAAGUAUCCUCAAGUUGGAUAUUAGUGCCAACAACUUUUCAGGUACUAUUCCACCUGAGAUAGGUAACUGUGUCUUACUGACCUAUUUAGAUUUGAGCCAAAACCAACUCUCAGGUCCUAUUCCAGUCCAAUUUUCUCAAAUUCACAUAUUAAACUAUCUCAAUGUCUCAUGGAACCACCUAAACCAAAGCCUUCCCAAGGAACUUAGGGCCAUGAAGGGCUUAACUUCAGCAGAUUUCUCUCACAAUAACUUCUCAGGAUCAAUACCUGAGGGGGGCCAAUUCUCAAUAUUUAAUUCCACAUCAUUUGUUGGUAAUCCUCAGCUAUGUGGAUAUGAUUCCAAACCAUGCAACCUUUCUUCAACAGCUGUGUUGGAAUCUCAAACAAAAAGCAGUGCAAAACCCGGUGUUCCCGGGAAAUUCAAGUUCCUCUUUGCAUUGGCAUUGUUGGGGUGCUCAUUGGUGUUUGCAACAUUGGCCAUCAUCAAGAGUAGGAAGACAAGGAGGCACUCCAAUUCAUGGAAGUUAACAGCAUUCCAGAAGCUGGAAUAUGGGAGUGAGGACAUCAAAGGGUGCAUAAAGGAAAGCAAUGUGAUAGGAAGAGGAGGAUCUGGUGUUGUGUACAGAGGAACCAUGCCAAAGGGAGAGGAAGUGGCAGUGAAGAAGCUCUUAGGAAACAACAAAGGAUCUUCCCAUGACAAUGGCCUCUCUGCAGAAAUAAAAACAUUGGGGAGAAUCAGGCACAGGUACAUUGUGAAGCUACUAGCAUUUUGUUCGAACAGAGAGACCAAUUUGCUUGUUUAUGAUUACAUGCCAAAUGGAAGCUUGGGAGAAGUCUUGCAUGGGAAGAGGGGUGAGUUUCUCAAGUGGGACACUAGGCUCAAAAUAGCCAUAGAAGCUGCAAAAGGACUUUGCUAUUUGCACCAUGAUUGUUCCCCUUUGAUCAUCCAUAGGGAUGUCAAGUCAAACAACAUACUGCUGAACUCUGAUUUUGAGGCUCAUGUUGCUGAUUUUGGACUUGCCAAGUUCAUGCAAGAUAAUGGGGCAUCUGAGUGCAUGUCUUCCAUUGCUGGCUCUUAUGGCUAUAUUGCUCCAGAAUAUGCAUACACAUUGAAAGUGGAUGAGAAAAGUGAUGUUUAUAGCUUUGGAGUGGUGCUGCUAGAACUGAUAACGGGCAGAAGGCCGGUGGGGGAUUUUGGUGAAGAAGGAUUAGACAUUGUUCAAUGGACCAAGUUGCAAACCAAUUGGAACAAAGAGAUGGUGAUGAAGAUCCUUGAUGAGAGGCUAGAUCACAUUCCUUUAGCUGAAGCAAUGCAGGUGUUUUUUGUGGCAAUGUUGUGUGUUCAUGAACACAGUGUGGAGAGGCCAACCAUGAGGGAAGUGGUUGAAAUGCUUGCACAAGCAAAGCAACCAAACACAUUUCAGAUGCAGUGAUCUAGAAAAGUAUAAGAUAACAAGUUAUAAAAGAAAGGAUGAGUCCUUCCUUCAUACAUAUAUGCUUUUGUAUUGAUUUCAUGGGUGGUUAAAGGGUAUAUCCAUUUUGCAAACUAGUUUGAUAUGAGUUUUGAAUGUUUUUUUUUUCCUUUUACUUUAUUAGCACUCAACUCUUCAAUGGGUGCAAGAGAGUCACUAUAGUUGAAAUGCUAUGCAUGGGAAAGGUAGAAUUAUUGUUCAACUGUCCAUAUUAUGUCAAAAGUUUGUAUAAUACAUGGGUGUUGUAUGCCUGUUUGGUUUAAGAAAACCUUUUCUCUUUUC